Messenger RNA from Cebus imitator (Panamanian white-faced capuchin), 6900 nucleotides. Its product is annotated as polypeptide N-acetylgalactosaminyltransferase 9-like. The transcript is spliced from 2 exons. The coding region runs from base 5182 to 5754 and encodes 190 amino acids. The record is from RefSeq and is a predicted model, not a curated record. Gene Ontology annotation, cellular component: Golgi apparatus. NCBI's taxonomy places the organism in Eukaryota, Metazoa, Chordata, Mammalia, Primates, Cebidae.
UUUUGAGACAGAGUCUCACUCUGGUGCCCAGGUUGGAGUGCAGUGGUGCCAUCAUAGCUCUUUGCAGCCUCAAACACCUGGGGUCAAACAAUCCCCCCACCUCAGCCUCCUAGGUAGCUGGGAUUACGGGCACAUGCCACUCGGCUGAUUUUAACAACAUCUCAAGGGGCUGCACCCGACAGGCAAGGCAGAGGCUCCGCUGGGGCCUGCUGAGAGUCCGGCUCCGGAAAGCCAGUGGAGGUGCUCCUUGAAGAAACCGCGGAAUCCCACCCAUCUCAGGGGCUCUGUCCUGGCCUGCGGCCCUGGAUCAUCCACCCUGGGGCGGGGUGGGGAGCAGACCUCGCCCUUCUUGGCUGGGACUGAGGGUCCCGCUUCCCCAAAGACCUAGGCCGGGGUUCCCAGCCGCCGCCCCAAUGGGCAGCGCCCGGACCCGCCCAACCCCCCGAGGCCUGGCACUCCCCCUCAACCAAGAUGGCGCGGACGGCAUCAGUACGUCACGCGACCCGCCCGCCGGGCUCCUACUGCGCUGCUCUUAGCUGGGCAGUUGGAGGCCGAGCGGCGGAGCGGGAAGCCGGACCUGGGGCCGGUGGUGGCCAGGGCGGCGCUUGGGCCGCUGUUGUGAGGCUGCGCGCUGGCGCCGCAGGGCGGGAUGCUGUACCCCCGGGAGAGCCUGUCACAGGAGUGCAAGGAGCUGGACGGCCUCUGGAGCUUCCGCGCCGACUUCUCCGACAACCCGCGCCGGGGCUUCAAGGAAUAGCGGUGGCCACUGCGGAAGGUGAGGGUCCGGGGCAGGACCUGGAGGUGCCCGGAAGCCCGGCGGAAUGAGUUGGGGAGUCCGGGCCCCCGGCAGGCUCCUUCCCCGGGCAUCCCGCAGUUGGGGGCCCCACCGGUUUAAGGUUGCUGAGGAGUGGGCCCAGGGCACCUUCAAACUCAACCCCAAUGAUGAGGACAUCCACACAGCCAAGGAGCGCCUCCUGAAGUUACGACCCCUGCAGCCCCACUGAUUUCCUGGCCUCCCCUCUCCACGCUGGGCCACUUUGAGCAUUAGCACUAUCAUUCCGUUUACUUUACCAUUGGCAGACAGCAGCCGAGAUCUCAGGACACAGGUCAGGUGCAGUGGCUCAUGCCUAUAAUUCUAGCACUUUGGGAGGCUGAGGUGGGGGGAUUGCUUGAGGCCAGGAGUUCAAGACCAGCCUGGGCAAUAUAACGAGGCUCCAUAACUACAAAAACUUAAAAAAACUGAAAGGCUUCAACAGAAGAUUUGGGACCCUAGGGUAGGGAGGGAGGUUAGCAUGGCUGAUGAAGCCUACCUUGCCUGGGUCGACCCCUCUUUUUUUUGUUGUUUUUAGGAUCUUAAAAAACCAUUUAAUAAAAUCUCUUAAGGGAGAAAUAGGAGACAGUAAGAGGAAUCAGAUUUGGGAGCACAAUAGGCUUGAAGGCUUUCUGGGGACACAAUUCGGAGUUAGCCCUCAGCGUUAGCCAGGACCUGGUGGCAGGCUGGUCCAACCGGUCUGAGUGGCACUCCCGGUGGAAACAGUGAACCAGGGGAUGGUCUUCUCCCCAGGAACGGGCAAGGCCUGUGCCAUGAACUUGCUGACUCUUGGAAAUGUGGCUGCUGUAGAAGCCACUUGAGCUGGACCGCGGUCACAGUUCACCUCAGGCUCAACAUUCAACAAAAAUAUACUGAGCGCUCAGUCGCUAGAGGUGGUUUUAUGGUUACACAGCGAAGGCAAAAAUGGCUUCGGCUGCCCAAUGCACUCGAGUUUCACGUAUGUGGCUUCACAGUUUACAAAGUGCUGCCUGUGCUGCAGCAGCCCGGCCUUACCCCAGGCAGGGCUCCUUUCUCCAUGGCGUGAGGCAGAGUGGCCUCCUGACUUGCCAAGGUCAUAGUUGGGGUGGGGCUCCAUACAAUGGGAUCCCUUGUCUGGCUGCUCCCAGGCUGCCUGAGUUCUAGCACCAGCUACAUUGCCAUCCACCUCCUCCUGCAACCUCCCCACCAAGGGUCAGGGCUAGGAGAUGGACUGGAUCCAUGAGGAGAAUUAGAAAACCUAUUCUAAUGGCAGUCUGAACGCUGACCAUGGCAAGAGAGGCUUGGGACCAGGCCCCCAGCUUCUUUAUGCCCAUAGGGUCCUAGCUGACUCCUUACUUUUUGGGCUCAGUAGUGUUUAUGGCUACAAGUCCUCUAGCCAGGGUCCCAGGAGCUUCUUCCGUGUGUACGUUCUGCUGAUGGGGCACCUCCUGGAGAACACACGACUGAAGGGAGAGUCUUCGGCAGUGGAGGGAAAUACAUCUACAUCCUCAUCUCUGGGGUCUUGGCUCUGAGAGGAAGGUGUUUUCCCCUGGAACAGAAGCAGAGUCUGGGUCAGAGUCUGGAGGGCACUGGCAGAGAGGCAGCUCCUCAGGGUACAGCCGGGAGGAACAAACGAACCCGAAACAAACACCUCGUCAUCUUCCGUGGAGGGUAGCUGCCGUGCACUCUGACUUGGAGACGUCUCUUUACUCAUCCUGACUUCUGAAUCUUCUCUCAGGUCACAGAUCCUUUUGGCUCCAUGGUCAUCAUCUUCCUUGGCCAACAGGACUCUCUUCCUGGAACUCAACCCAAACUGUCCCCAGGAGGAGGCUUCCUUGGCCUUAGGCACGCUGUUCCUGGGAGGUGACUGGUCUGGCAGCUGGCACACUCCCUCAAGCUCAAAAUCCUCCAAAAUGGGCAUCUGGUGCAUGCUGAGUUCAAGGCUGUGCUCCUUGCUCUCUGGCUCCAGCAGCGACAGCCUCCUAGGAAGGUCUGCUCCAACCUCACCCCUCCCAGAAGAGGACCCAGUCCUGCAGCCCCCCGCUCUCUUCCUCCUGGGCCAGUCUUUAAUUAUGUCUGGAGUUGUCUUCCCACUGUGCUUGGGGGAUGGUGUCCAGGGAACCCCAUCUGUUUGAAAUGGAGACGGGGUACUAGAAGGGCCAUGGGUGGGGGUGCAGGCCUGGCAGAUGUAGGUUUGCCCCCUGCUCUUACCAGGUGUGCUGUGGGAGAGGCGGAGGCAGGGGGGUGACACAUAGGUGGGUUCAGGUUUGCCUGAGGACCUGCUGACCCUGGGCACGCUGAGAACAGGGAGGACACUCUCCUCUCCCAAAGAGCUCUCCUCCUUACUGAGGGGCUCAGCCUCUAACAGAGCUGGGGUCUAUUUAAUGCGAAGUUUGGGAAGGCCAGAAGCUUGCAUCUGCAGCUCAACCUUGUAGGUCUGUGGGCUGGCAGAGGCUGUGGAAUGCCAAUCUGACAUCAGCAGGUUGUCUAGCUGUGCCAAAGCCUGGCACUGCCUCCUAUCCGUGGUACAGCGCAGGUCGCAGGAAGACAUCAGAGGAGAGCCGGGCCCACAGGAAGGAGGAGAUGGGGUAAUCCCAGGGUGAGACAGAGAAGACUUCUCCUCAGCAUCUGCUGUCCUUAGCCCCUCACCCUCUUCCACUGAUGAGACGUUACUUUUCAAGUUACCUCUGUCGUGAUGUUCAGCUUCACUGAGGAGAGUGAGGUGCUCUGUGUCACUUGUAAUGAGCAAAGGAGAGGAUGCAUGCCAGUCACUCCUGAGACCAGGGCCUGGGUAGCUCCGUCUUUCAGGAGGAGACUGAGGAGAGAGGUUCAGUUGCUUCUGGUCAUCUCUAGAGUCUGUGGUGGCAGCUGGGCUGUCAGCUGUGCCAACCCCAGAAGUAGCAGAGGCAUUGGGCUGACACUCCAGGAUGCUCCUUCUGGGAUCAGAGGUCUUUCUACACCAUUUCCCAGCUUUACAAGGGGGCGGAGGAGGGAUGGUGUCCAAUGUAGCGCUCUGUGAAAGAGAGAUGCAGCUACACUGGGUGACAUCGGGGGCUCUUUCCCAUCCAGUUCUUCUGGGGAAGGAGACUCUGUUUUAGAUUUCCCAAAUGGACUCUUCUUGGAAGUAUCACAUAAAGGAGCGGUAAAUAGUUUCUUUGGUGUAACAGGUGGGGAAGAAGUCAUAGUUGAAUUCCCUGGUCUUUUUGGGGUUUUGAUAGCAUUAUUCUUCAGUUUCUGGGGUGGUUCCUCUGCCUAAGCAGCUCUGGGUACAUGGGGCUGUUGGUGUGUUUGAUUCUGAGGCAUGCCCACGAAGGCUGCUGCUCUCGGGGGUGUUCUGAGAGGGUCUCUGAAGGGACUAAGACACUCUCUCCUGGGUUGGGCAAUGGAUGAAGUUGGGGGUGCUGCACAAGAGGGACUUUCUGGACUAGAAUCCACUGAAUGUGGCCAAGUACAAUUUGGUGAAAACCGAGGCAGCUGAGUACCUUGCCUCUUAGGAGUUCUUGGUGUCUUUGUUUCAAGAAAAGUGCCUUCUCCUGCCUGGGUGCAUCGUUUUUGAGGAGUGAUUUUUGAAUCCAAUGGUGACUCACAGAUGUGUGAGGAGGAAUCUUUUAAGGACUCCUUUAAAGUUGCCUGCUUUGUAGGGGUCAUUUUUGCAGGGGACUUCUGUGGCCUUUCUGGAAUACACGACGGAGUUUGUGGUGUAUGAGAGAAACUUCUUGGUGAAGUUUGAGCAAAGCUCAGAGAUUUCUGGUGACUCUUCUUGGGAGUCUGGUAAGCUGCAGGUAUCUCUGAACCCAGUGUGCUUCUUGAAUGCUUUUUCAUUCGAGCUGAACCUUUUUCUGAGGGUCUGAUCAUCUCAGAUACUGCCCCGAAAAGAAGACUCUUAGGAGAUUGAAUACUUUGGACUGGAGAAUUUUCUCUUUGGUCUGACUUAACUUCCUGGAAUGAGUGGACUCUUUGCACACUUCGAGACUUCGGCUGAGACAAAGAAUGGAAGGAAGCAGAAUGUCCUGUUAAAUGACAACUGCUUGACUCGAGGACUUCGUCUCAAGCUUAUUUCAUUUCCUUUUUCAGGGGACUCUUCAACAACACCAAUAUCAGGACCAGGAUCAGAGGACCUGCCCUUGAUUUGUCUAUGCAGCAGCCUUUUGGAGAUCUGCUUAUGCAAUGGAGUCUCGGCCACACUCUUUGUCAGCAGUUUGUGAUUACCUUUGGUCUUCUUGAAAUUAUCAAGUUUAUCCUCUAGACCUUCCACAGCUGACACAGAAUGGCAUCUAGGAAACCCCCGUUUCAGUGAUCUCUUUUAAGGGGAAAGCAUUUCCUGGUUGAAAAGAUUAUUUCUUCGAACUUUGGUCACUUCUUGUACUGUAUCUUUCAAGUCCCAUGUGUACAUGGCCUGGAACAUCCCCAUGACGAACCCAGGGGUGGACUUUGGGGACGUGUCUGAGAGGCUGGCCCUGCGCCAGAAGCUGAAGUGUCGCAGCUUCAAGUGGUACCUGGAGAACGUGUACCCGGAGAUGAGGACCUACAACAACACACUCACGUACGGAGAGGUGAGAAACAGCAAAGCCAGCGGCUACUGCUUGGACCAGGGAGUGGAGGAUGAUGACCUAGCGAUCCUCUACCCCUGCCACGGGAUGUCCUCCCAGCUGGUGCGGUACAGUGCUGAUGGCCUGCUGCAGCUGGGGCCUCUGGGCUCCACGGCCUUCCUGCCCGACUCUAAGUGUCUGGUGGAUGACGGCAGGGGCCGCACGCCCACCCUGAAGAAGUGCGAGGACGUGGCGUGGCCAGCACAGCGGCUGUGGGACUUCACCCAGAGCGGCCCCAUUGUGAGCCGGGCCACAGGCCGCUGCCUGGAGGGGGAGAUGUCCAAAGACGCCAGCUUCGGGCUCCGGCUGGUGGUGCAGAGGUGCUCAGGGCAGAAGUGGAUGAUCAGAAACUGGAUAGAACACACGCGGCAAUGACCCCGCCUCUGCCUGGACCCGCACAGGCCUCGGGAAGGCACUGGGCUGAGCCCAGCACACACGGCAGGGCUCCAGGUGCGGCCAGGACACGGAGGCUGAGUGUCAGCCCCUCCUCGGACAGGCAGCUCUACCCAAGGGAAGGCGUCUGGGACAGCGACACCAACUCAAACACGUGCCUUCUCCACGGCAUCUCCUGUCCUGGGACGGCUACCGCCUCUGCAUGUGACACGGCCCCCUAGGGAGGCCAAGCCCCGGACCCCACACAAGGCUGCCUGGGCAGAGAGAGGGGCGGGCCCUCUGUGCUGAUGGGGGUUGGUGGCCAGGAGGCAGGAUCCUGGGUCCAGCUCCUGUCCCUCCCUCUUCCUGUAGUGUGCCAGGCUCCUCAUGACCCUCAAGGGACUUCUAGCACCUACAACAAAGACUUAAAGGUGUGAGGCUGGGGGCAGUGGCCGGUAGAGGCCUGCUGCCUACAUACCACGUGCCAGUUCUCGGGGCUCUGGCAUACCCAGGCAGGGGUCCCCCAGGAUUGCCAUACAUCCUCCCAUCCUGUGCACACAGCCCCAUCCAUGGCUACCCUUGGAGCUCUCUGCCCUUCCUUUCUGGGGUGCUGAGUGUUCUUCCCAUGGAAGGCAGUGAGGAUGCGUCAGUGGGGGUGGGGCUGUGGAGACCCUGGGUGCCAGGGAGCUGCUAGGCCCUUACCUGCUGCCAUGUGCCUCCCAGGACAAGGAAGCUGUGUUUGAUGUGUCAGAUACUGUGAGUGCCGUGUUCCAGGUGGCCACUGGCAUCAUCUGUACACUGCAGGCAGGACACCACCCACCUGCCUCUCCUCCCCUAGGUCCCAGGCACUGGAGUGGGCAUGCCAGGAGGGUGGCCUUGGGAGGAGGUGAGGUGGGGCUGGAGGACCUGGGGCAGGGAAAGGAGAGGUGUGCUCACUCCUGCUCCAGGGGAACAGGGAAGGGACAGAAACUGCUACCACACAAUGGAAGUAGAUGAGACUCAAGGGGCCUGGGGCUUGUCAACUGGCCUGACCAGGACCCUUUUAAAAAAGAAAACUUAUAUAAAAGGCUGGCAUGGUGGCUUGUGCCUGGAAUCCCACACUUUGGGAGGCCGAGGCAGGUGGAGCACUUGAGGUCAGGGGUUUGAGAC